UUUACAGAUAUUUUAAAUGAUAUGAUGGGUAAUUCUGAAAGCAACUGCUGCGACCUUUUAAAAGAUGGCGGUGAAACCAAAAAGUGUGGAAACAAAGAGUCCUAUCGUGACUCUAAGGCUGAAGAUACCAACAGCAACAACCGGGUUGAAGAAAAACUUUCUGUAGAUGUGGAUAAUCAGGAAGCUUUCCUACAAAACGAACAUUCAAAGAUAAUUCUAGAUGACACUCACACACUUGCUUCCACAACUGUGGGGUCUAAUGUAGAUGGAGGCAGUUACAUGGAUAAAAGAGAGGCCCUGGAGCAGAUCAUCCAAAACGAAACGCCACAAACUCCACAAAGCAAACCUUCCAAACCAAAAGGGUUUGACCCCCGCUCUCCAAGCAGCAGCAUCACCAGAACCCCGAUUGCGAUGGGAAAAAUCACAGAACAAGCUGGAAUUCUCGACCCACGUUCUCCAAGCAUUGGUGUUGAUAGAACCCCAAUAGUGAUUAAGGAGAAAGUAGACGAAUGUCUGAGUGAUCCACGCUCCCCUACAGCUGGUGUAGAGCGUACUCCUAUCAUUAUUCAAUCGUUAGAAGAUGCUCCCAUUGUAAAUGGUUCAAAAGAUCUGCAUGACCCACGAUCACCCACUACCGAAGUGUACAGGACACCUAUGCGGGUCUCUUACAAUAAUGCAGGCAACCUGCGUCGAACUGUUCUUUUGACCAACACAUUAAUGUCUUCUCCAAACACUCGGCCAGUCGAAAAGAAUGAUACAGCUGAAGAAACAGACCAACAUGUCCCUGCUAUCACACUGGAAGAGUCUUCACCCACCAAUGAAGAAAAUGAAGAGAAACUCACACAGAAUGUGCUAUUGAACCUCAGCUGUGCCAGCAACUUAAACACAUCCCUAUCUUCGAGCAUGAUAGCUGUGCUUGGGAGUGAUUCGCGCUCAGUUAACUUUGAUGACAUGAGUGACACUGAAUUUAACUCUUGUAAUGUCUCUAUGGAAGACAGCAUUGGUUUAGAUGAAGUGAAAGAUGUCUUGGAUGAUUUACUUCUUGAUGCCUGCAUCACUGAAUCUACUGAGAGCAAGUCGGAUUCCGUUUCUAUCAGUGAGUCUAGUAAUGUUUUUCCAGCAAUCACAGCAGAGGUUACUGGUUCAUUUACCGAAGAAAUUAAAAUAUUUGACCAAGAUGCAGAGGAUGGCGAAGAAAAAGAUUCAGAAAAUUUACAAGUUGAGGAAAAUCCGAUAAAAAAUGAACAACUUUUACAAGUUGCAAUACCAAAGGUUGCAGAAGAAAGUUCUCAAGUUGAAACAGCACAGAGUUUUGGCAACACUCUUGAAGUUGCCAAUAAUUCGCCUGUUUCCAACUGUGGCACUGACAUCAGUGAUGUCCCAAUUGUUGAAGAGAUGUCUGUGUUGGAUGGAGAGCUGUAUCAAGCCAACAAAACAAAAAUGGAGGACCUGAAGAAUUUCUUACAAUCCGAGACCCCUCCUUCACAAAAAACUGAGAUUGAUACGAAUCAGCAACCAGCAACAUAUGUUAAAUUAAACAAAUCUAUGGAAAUUGUUGAAAAUAAAAGUUCUCCGAAAAUUUCUAGUGGAAGUAACAAGAAGACCAGCAUUCCCAUGCUCUCCACAUCCCAGUCCCGUAGAUCGUCCUAUGCAUCAAGUGGAAAGAAAGCACAAAGUGCUGGUUCUCUGGGUCAUGUAAUUCUUAAAGACCCAGUAAAAUCAGAUCAAUCUCCUAUAAUUAGAGAAGCCUCUUUCUCUGUGUUCAAGCACUCAGAUUCAAAGUCAUUGAACCGAACACCACUUGCUGUGUUGGGUCAUUGUAAUUCUCCUGAAACAAAAGGAAGAAGUAAACGUCAUGGUAACAUGGAACGACAUAGCUCUACAGAAUCUGCAAAAGCAACCAGUAGAGUUCCAAGGUACAGAGGUUCAGUGACUCGACCAAACACACCUAGUUCCAUUCAUGGGAAAGAAAACUAAACAGCAGACUUUUUAAAACCGGAGUGUUGUACAUUUGUGUUCUUACCUGUUAUCUAAAAUUUGAUAAAAUCAUUAGAAAAACUGCCAUCUUUGCUUUUGUUGAGUGUUUUGUCUUUGUGAAAAGAUGCAAUUCUUUAUCCUUACUUGUGUACUGCACUGCUAAUAAACCUAAAUUCAUAUUA
This is a messenger RNA of Ciona intestinalis (vase tunicate), 2159 nucleotides long. RefSeq lists its product as uncharacterized. Lineage: Eukaryota; Metazoa; Chordata; Ascidiacea; Phlebobranchia; Cionidae. The record is from RefSeq and is a predicted model, not a curated record.